UUCGUUUUGUUUAAACUGAACCUCGCUAAGUACCUGUUACAGGGCUGUGUGUCGCGAGGUGGGCGUUAACGCUGCACUGUAACGCGCAUACGGCCUUGUUUAGUUCCAGCCUGCGCACAAACAGCGCACUUCACAACUUCAUGUUUGUAGCAGGCAGCAGCGCGUUUCCCCGCGUCUCAGACGAAUGAAUCGCUGAACCACAACAGAAGUCUUAACAGUGGAAGCAUUCAUGGAUAUAGUUGGCACAUUUAACCAUUUGAUUCCCAGUGAUCAGUUGGAAGACUCUCUGCUCCUCGGCCAGAACUUGGAAUGUGAAGCAAGUGAUGAGUUUGCAUCAAGUGACAACCUGCCAGGAGACUCGCUCAAGAACAUGCUCAGUGACAAGGAUCCUAUGUUUGGAUCGGCCAGCUCACAGUUUCAUCUCUUGGAAAACGAUGAAGCUAACUUUCAGCUCUCCAGCUCAUUAGACCAGGAUAUGAACACGUCAGGCUUCAGCCAGACUUGUGCUGAAGGGGACGAGACUCCGGCUAAGUUCCCCAGAGGCAGGAGAAAAGGCGCCAUUCAGCAACCGAGGAAACAAACCGCCUUUUCGUCAAGAGGCCGCGGUAGAGGUGGACAGACAAGGCGCCCUGGUCCAUUUAAAGGAGUUUCCACUGAAGCUCAGAUAUCCGGAGUAAAGGAUGCAGAAGAACCAGGAUCCAGUAGCAUUUCAAUAGUGGAGAUGCACACGGAGAAACGGGAAACCUUAUUGAGCCGCCGGUUUAACGUGCAUGAAGUCGACCCGUCGAUGAGUCCUGUGGUUGUGCUGAGGCGUUUAACAGUCACAGUAGGGGGCUAUAAAAUUGAACUGCUGCCUGGACCUUCUCACACUUCUGGAUCAAUUAAUACAAGCGCUAUUCAGUCUCUGAGCUUCCAGGACGAUUCCAUGGCCACAGAAAGCAAUGGGUUUGCUCUCGGAGAGGCCCAGACUCUUGAAGUGCAUUCGGCCCCAGAGGUUGUUGAAGAGCUUAAGGUCACUGAACAUGGAGCUGAUAAAACGCCUACAGAUUUAGGGCCAUGUGUAAAUCCGAAUGAAGUACAACACACUAACGGUGCGACAGAAGUAACCACAGACACCAAAGCUGUUGACCAAAUUGAGGCAGAAAAGCCAGCUAAUGAUGACAAAUCGGAAAGAAAAAAUGUCAAAACGGAUAAAAUCCCCACUAAAAAGCUCCUGAAGCCCAAGCAGGCACUGGCUUUAUCCAAAAACAAGCACAUCAGCAGAACAGCUAUCCUGCAGAAGGGGUCCAAGCUUCACAAACUACAAGAUAAAAAGGUGGAAAAAACUACACUGGAAAAUCAACAACACAUCAAAGCCAAGCCAAAUAGCAUAGGCCUAAAACAGCCAGCUUUGUCUCUCAAACCCAAACAGGCCUUGAAACCACAAAAGGAGCAAGUCUGUGAUCCGGUGAAGCACAGUGCCAGCCCCUCUGUUCCACGCUCUCCCACAAGAAAUAGAAAGGUGUCCUCGGAUUCCAGUCCUGGUACUAAAGUAGUUAUGAAUAAAUCUCCUUCUUCAGCAAAGAAGCCACAAAAUCCAUCACCAGCAGCGGUCAAACAGAAUCAGUCAGUGAAGGAUGGCCCAGUAGAAGAAGAACAGGAGAGAACAAAAAGCAAGAAACCAGAAAAGCUCUUGCAGAGACAGAGAAGCCGAAGCAGCAGAAGCAUAUCUAUAGAUGAACCUCAGUUAUUCAUCCCUGAUAAUGCUCCUGUGGUGAAAAAGGUGUCUGCAGACGGGGAUCCUACACCUGCUUCUGAAAACGAGACAGCAUGGGAUUCAAACAAACAAUGUGGAUUAUGUAGUAAACCACACAGCAAUAGAUUCAUGGUAGGCUGUGGCCGCUGUGAUGACUGGUUCCAUGGAGACUGUGUAGGAUUGGACCUGGCUAAAGUACAACAAAUGGAAAAGGAUGACCAGGAGUUUGUCUGUCUUAAAUGCUGUGCUGAUGAAGGGGGGAAAGGUAACACUGAGAAUACAGACAACAAUUCAGCAACAGAUCAGAAACAGGAACCCGUAGCAUCAGUCACGGCUGGCGGAAUCCGGCCUUUUAGGAAGGACUCAUCAGAAAGGCGAUCAGCAGUGGAUUCAGCACUGAAAUCUGGGUCAACUAUGAAGCAUGAGGUGAAGAAGGCUAAAAUUUCUGUUCCAAGCUUAAAGAAACCAUCUACUGGACAAAUCAGGAGGAGUGUCCGUGAUUCACUAGAGGAGAUUCUAUUGAAAAGGCUGAAGGAAUCAGACUUGAAGGUUUCAAAGGAGAGGCCAGCAGAAUUGGCUAAACGGACAGAAAAAGAGCUUUUUGCCCUCUUCCAAGGUGUCGACAGCAAGUACAAGAACAAAUACAGAAGCUUGAUGUUCAAUCUCAGAGACACAAAAAAUAAUGUGUUAUUCAAACGUGUUCUCAAGGGAGAGAUUCCACCUAGAGCUUUAGUUCGUAUGAGUGCAGAAGAACUAGCCUCCAAGGAACUGGCUGCAUGGCGACAGCGGGAGAAUCGACAUACAAUUGAAAUGAUUGAGAAAGAACAACGGGAAGUAGAGAGACGACCAGUCACCAAAAUCACACACAAAGGGGAGAUUGAAAUUGAGAAUCAAGAACCUGCAAAAGCCCCUGAGGCAUUACCUGAUCCUGUCCCUGAUGUUGUUGAGGCGUCUGAGGAAAAAACUACAGUAUCAAAGGCAGAAAGCCCCAAGAAAGUUAAAGACACAACAAGCUUGCAUAAGUCUCAUCUUUUUGAUCUUUACUGCAAGAUCUGCACAGGACGAAUGGCUCCACCAGUGGAGGAGGCAACCACUAAGGCUGUCAAAGUGGCUACAACUGUAAUUAGAAGGCAGUCCACAAUUACUGAAGGAGAGAGCCAUGAAUCCACACCCAUAUCUCCACCUAUUGCUUCAUCAGCCCUGGUGGAUGACUUGUCUCUGAGAGCGAUGGAAGAAGGCCUUCUUAACUUUCCUGCAAGGUUGGAAAGUGUAAGCAAUAAAGAAGAUACAGCUGCAUUCCUCUCUGGUUUAGAAACUCUAUGGAAUGGCUAUAUAGACAUGCCAUCUGUAGCUCGGUACUUUACAAAAGCUUACCCAGUCUCUGGAACUUUGGACCACCUAACUGAGGAUCUGCCAGACACAAUCCAGGUUGGUGGAAGGAUCUCUCCCCAAACCGUCUGGGACUAUGUGGAGAAAAUCCGUGCUUCUGGUACAAAGGAAAUAUGUGUAAUUCGCUUCAGCCCAGACACAGAGGAAGACGAGAUCUCGUACACUUUGCUGUAUGCCUAUUUCAGUAGUCGUAGGCGAUAUGGUGUUGUUGCCAACAACCGCAAACAAGUUAAAGAUAUGUAUCUCAUCCCUCUUGGCUCCACUGAAAAAAUCCCACAUCAGAUUGUUCCGUUUGAUGGCCCAGGUUUGGAGACUAACCGAACAAACCUUCUCCUGGGACUAAUCAUUCGCCAGAGGCCCAAGAGGGACUUUGUGGUCCUCCUACCAAGUGAGGCUAAUGAACCUACAAGUUCAUUAGCCUACGAGACCAAACCUCAGGUAGAACCUAUUCAGAAACCUGUGGUGGCCCGAGAUGAGGAAAGAGACUUUGUAAACAGUCUUGGUAGGAUGCAGAAAAAAGACAGUGUAAAUCUUAGCAAAUCCACAGUGACUGAAUCUCGGUUAGAUAUCGAGGAUGAGGAAAAUGUGUCAUUGCGUUUCCUCCCGGGCGUGCUAAAGCAGCCCACAUCUGAGAAGGCUAAACCAGCGGAUGAUGAAAUGAAAACUAUGACCAGUAAUGCAGUCAGUCAGACAUCUAGCUCUGAUGGGGACACCUCAGGACGUGUCACUCUUAAAACACCCACCACCCCCAGACUGGACCGUUUCAUUAUUAAAAAGAAAGAUCCGAAAUCUGUCGAGAAACAAGAACAAUCUAGCUCAAAUGCAGAGAUCAUGAGUUCACCAGAUAAAGAAAAAGAAGCUGGACUGCAGAGUGGAGUUUUGUUAUCUCUUAAGGAUAAACCAGGAGAUGUAUCAACAGAGACUUUCCUCUCUAGCCUUUCCACAAUACAGCCUAAGACUGACCAUAACAGCACUGAAACAAUAAGAGAUACCACACCACCAAGCACACAGACCAGACAAGACAUAAACCUAACUCCUGUAUGCACUUCAGCUGCAUCAACAGUUGCCACUAAUGAUACCACUGAUGAUGUUUCCAAGCACAAAACUGUGAAAACUCCUACUAAGAUAUUAAAACUAUCCACAACUGGCAUUAUCACUGUCAAAAAGACUGAUGCAACUGAACUUGUUAAUACCAAGCAGUUGUCUUUGAAUAAAGACAUACCACAACCAAAAGUUACUCAGUCUGCACCUUCAGACCUAUCAUCCGUUACCCAGUCUGCACCUUCAGACCUGUCAUCCGUUACCCAGUCUGCACCUUCAGACCCUUCAUCCGUUACCCAGUCUGCACCUUCAGACCCUUCAUCAGUUACCCAGUCUGCACCUUCAGACCCUUCAUCAGUUACCCAGUCUGCCCCUUCAGACCCUUCAUCAGUUACCCAGUCUGCCCCUUCAGACCCUUCAUCAGUUACCCAGUCUGCCCCUUCAGACCCUUCAUCAGUUACCCAGUCUGCCCCUUCAGACCCUUCAUCAGUUACCCAGUCUGCCCCUUCAGACCCUUCAUCAGUUACCCAGUCUGCACCUUCAGACCCAUCAUCAAUUUCCCAGUCUGCACCCUCAGGUCAGUCAUCAGUUUCCCAGUCUGCACCCUCGGACCCGUCAUCGGUUACCCAGUCUGCAGCUUCAGACCCUUCAUUGGUUUCCCAGUCUGCAGCUCCAGACCCUUCAUUGGUUUCCCAGUCUGCAGCUUCAGACCCUUCAUUGGUUUCCCAGUCUGCAGCUUCAGACCCUUCAUUGGUUUCCCAGUCUGCACCCUCAAAUCAGUCAUCGGUUUCCCAGUCUGCACCUUCACAACCAUCAUCAACAACAGAGUCUGAACAGCCACAGUCAGAGUUUAAACCUGUUGAAGAAAUCCAGACCAUCACCACUAUUUCCUCGUCUGGAAAAAAUGAAGCUCUCAAACAGUCAAGACAACGUCUUUUAAGUCCCAGUCCUUUUAAUACUGCGGGUCAUGGGCCUCUGCCAGCUACAUUUCCUCCUUAUCACACCGCACCAGUUGACCAUGCUUACCAUCCAGGACCGGUGCCCACCUACCCACCCCAGUCUAACCCUGUGCCGUUUAUACCCCUGCAUCAGCAAGCCCCUCCGCUGUUUAGCUACCCGCCACCUCCACUUCUUCCAAUGAUGUUCCCCCAGAGUGAUCCUCAAAAUCAAAUGCAUGCCCCACCUUGGGCUCAGGCAGUGCCUCCUCCGGCAUGUUUUCCACCGCCCGUCCCAGAUGUAGUCACUGGGCCCCCACAGUCAUAUACAAUGCCAAGAUUCCCUGAUUCCUCCAUGCUGAAUCUGCCACCCUUGAACAAGAGUGAUCAGGGCUCUGAGCUUUGGGACAGGAAGUCCAGGCCAUUGGCUGAUCCUUUCAAAAAGGAUGACCGAGACCACUAUGGGAGGUACAGGCACAAGAGCCAACAUUACGAGCGAGAGAGGCACAAGGCCAGAAGCCGGAGUCAGAGCCGGAGCCGAAGCAAGAGCAGGAGUCGCAGCAGGAGCCGGAGCCGAAGCAGGCACAGACACAAGACCAAGCACUCGCGAGAGGACAGGCAUGGGGAGAGGAGGAAAGAGAGACAUCACAGCAGUCACCACAGGGACAGAGACAAACAUAGACGGGACUCUGAUCAUGAAAAACACCGGAGAGACUCAAGAGAUACACACUCAUGAUGUUCAUGCUCAACCUAGAUACACUCAUUCAACAUUGUUGUCCAAAUAUGUUCAUUUGUAUUUACUGGAUAGUAAAAGAUUAUUUAUAACAUUUUAAAGCCUUUUAUGAGGGCAAUUUUAAAUUUUUAGUUAGUUUGGAUUAAACAUAAUUUGUUUCAAAGUUUAAUUAACAUAACCUUACUGUCUCAGUCAGAACCAGAUUUUCAUGUUAUGAAUGAAAAAUUAAUGCCAAGAAGAAUAAGAAAAAAAAAAGUAAGUUCCUCAGCAUUUUUAAAAUAUCUUACAACAUUUUCUAUUUGCAUUAAAUGACAAUGUGUCUGUACAUUUUGGCUUAUCAAACAGUAGAGAUAAUAUGCUCUCUGCACAUUGUGUUUAUGUACAGUUCAUAAAAUCUUUUUAUUGUUGGUUAAAUAAGAAUAAACCAGUCUUUUAUUAAAAA
Messenger RNA from Tachysurus fulvidraco (yellow catfish), 6275 nucleotides. RefSeq names its product PHD finger protein 3 (gene phf3). The transcript is spliced from 16 exons. The record is from RefSeq and is a predicted model, not a curated record. Gene Ontology annotation, biological process: DNA-templated transcription. Gene Ontology annotation, cellular component: nucleus. Bases 230 to 5836 code for a protein of 1868 amino acids. Lineage: Eukaryota; Metazoa; Chordata; Actinopteri; Siluriformes; Bagridae.